AUGAUGCCACAAAACCUGUAUAUCAUGGAGCUGAUGAAGAGUGUUCUGCUGCUCGGGUUCGUGUUGAGUGUGUGUGAAGCUGCAGCUCUGCCAUCCUGCACCUGGGCACAGUGCAGACUCCAAGAAAAGAACGAGGAGAACUCUGUACUGCUGAGGGACAUGGGUGAUGAUUCGAUGUCCUUGGAGUGUUUGGAGAAAAGAGAGUACUCCUUCCCAGAUGAUGUGUUUAUAAAAGCACAGAAUGAAGACCUGGUCUUGGUGGCUCUUGAAACUCUGAGAGGUGUUGCCACAAUCUUCGGUAAUGACCAAACAUCAGUCACUGGGACUGAGAAACUGGGACUCUUCAAGUCUAUCAUAAGUAGACAAGUGAGAAAGCUGCAGGAAUGCACAGGGAAAAAGUUCCAGACGGCGAUGGAGAAACCUGCGGACAGCAGCACUGCUACACUGAGGUCGUUUUUUGAAAAGCUGGAGGAGCGACUGAAAGAGAAGGAGUUCAGCUCGUGCGCCUGGGAGAUAGUGAGAACUGAGCUUCAGGGUGGCCUCGAGGAGCUUCAGACUGUUCUAGAGAGCAAGAACUAAAGAAGAACAAGCCACAGUGUUCCUCACUGCAUCCAGAGAACGUUUUCAGCGACUGCAAACAGUGACAUUUAUUUAUUUGUUUGU
Molecule: messenger RNA, 663 nt
Organism: Ictalurus punctatus (channel catfish)
Lineage: Eukaryota; Metazoa; Chordata; Actinopteri; Siluriformes; Ictaluridae
Product: interferon omega-1-like
Biological process (GO): defense response
Cellular component (GO): extracellular region
Molecular function (GO): cytokine receptor binding
Source: RefSeq, a predicted model, not a curated record